AUGGCAUCGAAGAGUAGUAAAACUAUUGCAAUUGUAGCCCUAAUUACACAGUUUUUGGCUCUACUUUCUCUUGCAGCUUCUGUCAUUUUGCUUGCUACCAACAAUUAUACACUCACCAGCGACAAUUCCAAAACACAUUUCUACGAUGUUAUUACGUUCCGGUAUGUUUUUGCCACAGGGGUUAUUGCAUUUAUUUAUGUAUUGAUCCAGAUUCCCUUUACUAUAUACUUGGUUUGCACGGGAAAACGCAUGAUUCGCAAUCGCUGCUUACCCGAGUUCGAUUACUACGGAGACAAGUUGAUUAGCCUUUUGCUGGCUAGCGGAGUAGGGGCGGGGCUUGCGGUGACAUUAGAGUUCAAGAGCUUGCUUGAUGGUUUUAUCGAAAUCUUGGCUAUUGCGGGUUUGGAGGGCGUAGACGAAUUCAAGUCAAAAUCGAGCUCUUUCCUUAAUCGUGCUAUCAUUUCCACCGCCAUUCUCUCUUUUUCCUUACUAUGCAUGAUCAUCCUUUCACUCAUUUCUCGUCCAUUUUAUGCUAGGAAGUGA
This is a messenger RNA of Impatiens glandulifera, 543 nucleotides long. RefSeq names its product CASP-like protein 4D1. Lineage: Eukaryota; Viridiplantae; Streptophyta; Magnoliopsida; Ericales; Balsaminaceae. Bases 1 to 543 code for a protein of 180 amino acids. The transcript is spliced from 3 exons. The record is from RefSeq and is a predicted model, not a curated record.